This is a messenger RNA of Melampsora larici-populina 98AG31, 510 nucleotides long. RefSeq lists its product as uncharacterized. Gene Ontology annotation, cellular component: endoplasmic reticulum membrane. Bases 1 to 510 code for a protein of 169 amino acids. The record is from RefSeq and is a predicted model, not a curated record. The transcript has 3 exons. Gene Ontology annotation, biological process: regulation of store-operated calcium entry. NCBI's taxonomy places the organism in Eukaryota, Fungi, Basidiomycota, Pucciniomycetes, Pucciniales, Melampsoraceae.
AUGGCUUUCUCUCAUCAUAAAAGGAGUUUAUUUUCUACGAUUGAGUUUAUUGAAUUUCAAGAAGAUGAAAUUACAAACUUUCGUAGAAUUCAUCCUAGAUAUCAGUUAAAUUGUUUAGGUGAAUCUUGUGAUGAAUAUGGAUUUGAAAGGGUUGAAUGUACAAGAAAGAAAGAGAUUCAUUUACAAGAUCAUCAAGGAAAUCCAAACCAGACAGAAUUUAAUCAAAACUCUCAUUGGAAUUGUUUUGCUUUUUAUACAAAUUUGAAUGAUUCAGAAGAAAAGGUUUUACUUCAGGAUGAUCAGGUUCAGUUUGAUUGUGAAGGUUGGAGACAUGAUGAUGAUCCUUACAUACUUCAAGGAUCCUGUUCUUUGAAUUAUACUUUUGCUUCUGAUAAAGCUAUACAAAAACAAACUUUACAAAACCAAACAACAAUUCUAACAACUCAAGAUUUAACAAAUGAUUUUGUGUUGUAUGAUGAUCAAUCAAAACCAAGCGCUUGUUGUACGUAA